CCUUGUAUUUGAGACGUUCCAUCUCAAUGGCAUCCCCUGUACAGUAUACUUAAAGAAUAGGAGAUUAACGAGGAUAUCAACAUCUAGCUCCAUCCCACACCACAUGCCAUGGAUCCUCUACCAGAGUACUCCCUGUUCCUAGUCCGGAUCCUGGAGGAACUAGACACUAAACACAGUAGUGUGUCCUACCAGGACCUCUGUAAGUCCCUGUGUGCCCGCUUUGACUUGGUCCACUUGGCCAAGCUACGGAGCCUUCUGUUCUACACAGCCUGCCUGGACCCAGCCUUCCCGGCCACUCUCUUCAAAGACAAGAUGAGAUGUACUGUUGAGGACCAGCAGUCUAAGAAACUCAUGGUGGCAGCGGAUAUCGUCACUAUGUUUAACCUAAUCCAAAUGAAUGGGGGGAUGGCCAAAGACAAGCUCCCAAUGGCACCACCGAGGCCCAAGUUCCACAAGAACCAGUCGUUUGAGUCAUGUAGGUCCGACACUGAUGUUUAUAAGUACCAGGACUAUGAGAGGGGCGGAGGUUAUGACCUCAUGGAUCAACCCUCCAGGGCGGGUCACCACCCCCACCAUCGCCCCAUGUCCCAAAACAACUCCUCCCACCCCCGCCCACACCCCCAUUCCCACUCCGCCAGCUCGAAAUCCAACUGCAGCCCACAGUUUAUCCCGACCUCGGACCCUAACUUCCUAUUGGGCGUAAACAAGGAUCUGAAAUGUCGAGCAGCGUCGCUAGACAAGCUGCAGCACCUGCCCCAGUACUCAGGCUGCAGUCCUCCAUCGCCGCCCUGCGAGAUGCAGAGCACCUACUUUCCCAUAGACAUUGACAGUGAGUCCACCACAGACCAGGAGUCCCUGCAACACAUCAACCACACGGAGCCCUUCUCUGUCCACUCCUGUGUCCAGAAGAGAAACAUCUUCAAGGAGGAUUUUCACAACCUGCUAGCGUUCUCCCCACAGGUCAUCACCUCAGAGUGCAAACCAAACAUCAGGGCAACUGGAGGCUACCACCGGAGAGAGCUCCACAAACCUGCCACAUUCUUCAACCACAGCUUCGAGCUGCCCUACAGUAACCCCUACUUUGAGCCUACUAUGAACUCGCCCAUUCAGGAGAAACGGCGAGCGAAGCACGAGAGUCUGGACGACCUUCAAGCGUCUACGUAUUUCGGGCCAACGACAGUGACAGAGUGCGUGAACACACGGAGGAGUACGGCUAGGCCGGGGAAGCAGCCAAUUUGGCCCGUCAAAAGCCUGAGUCUGAAUGCUGAAGAAGGGCCACCGGAUUUUGAGAGGUCAUUUCUGAAUGGGAAACCGCUGAAAGACAACCAUCGCCACAAUGUAGUCAAUAAAGAGAAUGAGCAGCACUUCCAGUGUGCCAAAGAGAAAGUGGUGGCCUCCCCUUCAGGGUUCGCAAAGAAAACCAACGGGUUGAAAACAAAGGAUAUGUCUUCAAUGGCGUGCGGUCCCGGGGUGGGUGUCGACAAAAGAGAGGUUGGGAAAAGAUUUAAAGAGAAAGGCAUCAACAGUACGUCUUUUCAAGGAGGUAACAUAGACAGCUCGUCCAGCAUAGGGACACAAACGGAGCAGGCCGAACAGAGGAAGCUAAAAGACUAUGCCGCCGCUCACGCAAAAUACGUCGAGAGAGAGAGGCAUUCGUGCAAACACUCGGAAGAGGACUCUGAGAUCAUCAGCGAUGACAUCAGUGACAUCUUCCGCUUCCUUGACGACAUGAGCGUGUGCGACUCGCUGGGCGUCAUCCAAUCGUCGUGCUACAACAGCAUCGGAUCUCUCUCUCAGGUGACCAUGAAGUCUGACGGCGACAGCUCACCCGAAUGCAACACGGUCAAACUGGCCAAGUCCAAGCUGGACUGCCUCUUUCAUUCCCUAGAGAACACGGACGACGAGCUCAAAUCGAGCGUGUGCAAGCUUGUUAUGAGGAUAGGUGAGAUCGAGAAGAAGCUGGAGUCUCUGUCCGGAGUCCGAGGAGAGAUCUCGCAGGUGCUCUCCAAGCUCACCAAACUCGACGAGAAGAUCCAGGAACCCGAAACCAACGGGAGACCAGGCGAAAACGCUUUAGCCACCACAUCCACCCCAGAUCACCUUCACCCCGACCCCAACCUCUCGCCCCAUGUCUUUCAGUGCCACACGACAGGCCACAACAUCAAGGUGGAUAACGGAUCAGUGGAGUGGGGCUGCUCAGACAGUGAGAGUCUGAGGGUCAAGGCAAUUAAGAAAAGUAUGUUCACGCGGAGGUCGUCACGCUCACUCAAUGAGGAGAACAGCGCCACGGAGUCAAAGGUGGCGAGCAUCACCAACUCACCACGGGACUGGAGAACGGUGUCGUAUUCUUCGCACCAUGGGGAUGAGGGCAAAGACAAGGACAGAGACAGAGACCGAGAAAGGGACACCAAGGACAGACACAGGAAAGCCAAAGAGUCAGAGCGGGAGCGCCAGUAUGAGAAGGCCCCCCAGGUCCACCGCUCCUCAAAGCCCCCCAAGGACUCCUACCUGGUGGAGCAGGUGUUCUCACCGCACCCCUUCCCCCCCUCCGUCAAGUCCCACAUGAAGGGCAGCCCCCUGUACACAGACCUCAGGCUCACAGGCCUGUCGGUUGACGGCAAACGGGGUCAGCCCUCCUGGACCAUCGAGGAGUACAAGCGCAAUGCGGGUGGCGAGAAAGGCAAGCAGCUGACCGCCCUGGACCUGCAGACGCAGGAGUCAUUGAACCCCAAUAACCUGGAGUACUGGAUGGAGGAUAUCUACACGCCGGGUUACGAUUCGCUGCUGAAGAGGAAGGAAGCGGAGUUUCGGAGGGCCAAGGUGUGCAAGAUUGGAGCACUGAUUGCCGCGGCCGCCUGCACUGUGAUCCUGGUCAUCGUUGUGCCCAUAUGCACUAUGAAGUCAUGAAGUGCUCCAAGUCCUGCUCUACGAAGUGCUCAAAGUCGCACACUUUCCCUCUGCCCCUGUUUAUUCUGGCUAAUUGUAAAAGGACUGAAUAUGUGUGAGCUAUAAGGUAUCAGUCCAAUUACAGGAGCAGCCCUCUGAUUGGCUAUGUGGACGUUUGAAGAGUGAGGUACAUGUAUUGUUUAAUGUGAAUCUGACCUAUGUCCGUGGUAUUGGAAUCAAGUCUAUGUUCUUUUCUACAUGAUUUAGUUGUUAUGCCACGGGAUGGGCAUUGGUAUUAGGAAAUCGUCAGUACACAUUCAAAAUGACUUUGUUCAGAGGGGAAUGUUGCAAGUUUGAUCUUUUCUAUUGUUGCCUAUAUUUACUUAUUGACAUUUGUGUAUUUAUGAUGAAAGACAGACGGUACACAAUGUCUACAGUAUAUCUUUUACAUUUCCAUUUAUAUUGUAUUGGUGUACGAUGUUACAGAAUAUUACGAGAACAAUGUUUAUUUCACUUUUUCUCUUCGUUAAAGGGGCAAUCUGCAAUCCAAACAAAAGCAACAAAGCGGCUACCCAGCCAAUGUUUUUGUGAACUGAAACAGAUGAUCUGUACAGUAUACGGUCGACAGCUGGAUUUGUUUCUGUACACAGCUUCUGAUAUUUUUAUUUUAGUAUAAUUGCUGUAUAAUGUAUUUUAAUGAGAGUUAUUUUUGGAUGAAUUAUCUGGUAGAAUGUGAUGAGGUGCACCAGAUAUGAUUUAUCUUUAUCUAUUAUAAUAAUAACCAGAGUUUUAAUUCAUGGGAUUUUGUGCAAUGCCUUUUCUAAAUAGACAUAUACAGUAUAUUGAAGUACUGUAGUUGAAAUAGACGAAUGACAGACAGUACAUACAGUAGAUUGUAAAAACAAUAUAAAACACUACAGAGCUAACCUGAAUGUAUUGAAAGUAGCAUUACUCACAGAGAGAGCAAAACACACAUAUCAUUUCUCAUCGUCUCUUGAGCAGAAUUAAGUUGAAUGUUGUUCUCCUUUCCUUGCUUUAGAUAGUUUAACUACUAGCCAAAAGCACAUAGCUGCAGUAG
Oncorhynchus mykiss (rainbow trout) is the source of this 3964-nucleotide messenger RNA. RefSeq names its product major intrinsically disordered Notch2-binding receptor 1. NCBI's taxonomy places the organism in Eukaryota, Metazoa, Chordata, Actinopteri, Salmoniformes, Salmonidae. The record is from RefSeq and is a predicted model, not a curated record. Gene Ontology annotation, cellular component: plasma membrane. Gene Ontology annotation, biological process: negative regulation of cell population proliferation; negative regulation of TOR signaling.